Messenger RNA from Suillus subaureus, 3164 nucleotides. RefSeq lists its product as uncharacterized. The record is from RefSeq and is a predicted model, not a curated record. The coding region runs from base 381 to 3107 and encodes 908 amino acids. The transcript is spliced from 5 exons. NCBI's taxonomy places the organism in Eukaryota, Fungi, Basidiomycota, Agaricomycetes, Boletales, Suillaceae.
GUGUAAGGGUUUCUCUCAAAUAUUUGAGUACACGAUACCUUUUUCGCGUUGAUGCUCACCGCAGUUUACUUCUCUAGCAUUGGCUGUGGCACAACGACUGGUAAAGCUUGACUGUUAAGAUGUGCAGUUACAUCAUUCGGGCGCUUCUAUCAAGGUCCCACAGUGGCAACUGCUGCCGUUAAUCGGGAAUGAUAUGGCACAGCUCUGCAUAUGAGGACCUUUCCAGUCAGUAUUAACCGCCCUGCUUUUUGUUUCACAGGUUAACGUUCGCACACUGAGCGCUUUUGGUGUUUCUAUAAGAGCGAGAUGUUGAUAUGAUCCCAUAAUCCCCAUUCCAAUCAAGAGGGUCAACCUAUAGCCUCACUUGCCACCGUGACAAGAUGCCGGGUCAAAAUGUUGGUGUCCAAUUACCGGCAAAUGGCAAUGGCGCAGAGGCUCUAGAGCUUCCUCAGAACUUGAAACCAUUUGUAGAGACCAUGCAGUGUCCCCGUCCAUCACAGUCCCAGGGCGACGGGAUAGAUGCCAAAACCCGCUUCUGGGCCACCUAUACACGGGAAGCUACGGACCAUGACGGAGAGUUUCUUGAGAAGUAUCAGUCAGACAUGGAUAUCGUCCUUAUAUUCGCUGGUCUGUUUUCAGCCGUCAAUACGUCGUUUAUUGUAAACAUGCAGGCGAACCUCAGCCCUGAUCCAAUGAACACUACAAAUGUGUUGCUUGGAAUGCUACUCCAGGCUGCCAACCCGUCCUUCAUCCCACAGUCCAAUCUACCCUACGCGCCGUGGCAGGGACCUAGUACCUCAGUAAUCUGGGUCCAGUCGUUGAUUUACGCCAGUCUUUGCGCAAGCCUACUUGCCGCCCUUGGAGCCGUGCUAGGGAAGCAAUGGUUGAGCAACUUCAAACGCUCUAGCCGUGGUACCAUUGAUGAUCGGGGCCGACAAAGGCAGACGAAACUUGAUGGUCUUCGGACUUGGCAUUUCGAUGCUGUGUUGCAGUUCUUGCCCUCGCUCUUGCAGAUCUCUCUCCUCCUUUUUGGGGUUGCACUGUCCGCUAGCAUGUGGACAAUGUCAACCACAAUUGCUACCAUCAUCAUCACAUCCACAACGCUUGGCUUCACAUUCUAUCUAACAAUAGUCUUGGCAUCACUCAUGGCCUGCGGAUUGCCCUUUCCAGACACCAGGAUCAAUUACCCUUCGUGCUUUGGGUCGAAACGUCGGAAUUUCAGCAAAGUCUGUUUAAGUUUCGUGCUUUACAUCCCGUUCAAGAUUAUUUACACUCUGAACACUAUCUCGCAACAACUCACGCCUUCCGUCUUCGUCGCACAGCAAACAGAUGCUCCGUGUAUCAGGUGGAUCAUCGAAUCAUCCAGCGACCCCGAUAUCAUCACAACUGCGGCGAGCUUUGUUCCUGAGGUGGAAUGGCCACCCGAGCUUGACAUAUCCACUCUUCUCCUGCAACUUUUCGACACAUUUCUCGGUUGUUUCGAAAAUACCCACCACGAGCAACUGAUGCUUGUUCCACCUAGACGGGAACGUGCAAUCGCUUGCGGAAAGGCAUUCUUGCACCUGUACUUAGAGAGAAAGUCUUUCCUAAAUUCUGAAGACUCACCAUUCCCAGUCGCUGUCUGCGAAAAGGACAUCCGCAAGCUCAUAUGGGUACAUCACAGCGAUCAAGAGAUAUCAUUCAUUUGCUAUCUUGUUUUCGAGGUGGUCUUGGAUAGGGAUUCUCCAACACGCCUUCAUCAACCCAACAUACCGGACGCUUUUCUUUGCUGGAUGUCACAUCCACUCCUCCAUCGCCUCAAUGAUCUGCGCUACUCCUCCUUUUGGCACGAGCGAGCCCUGGAUGCCAUCGCAAGAAUUCUCGUAAACCCACUUCCUCCAAAAAAUGUACUUGCCAAUUGCUUUAUAGCUGGCAGAAUGCUCCUUGGUCAAUUUACCGACCGGGAUGCGAUUUUGAAGGUCACCAAAAGUUCCACCACUGCACUUGACAUUUUGCUAGAGCAUAUAAUGAAACAAGAGUCUCGUGAACAGUCCGCAAUCGUGCUGAGACUGCUAGAACCAUUAGGUGUGGUCCUCGAAUUAGAAGAGUACCGUCAAAUCGCACAACAUCGUCGUGUUGCGGAGUGGGGACUCGAAGUAUGCAAAACCUUCGUCAGGACUGCUAGUCAGAGCCAAAAUGCUCAGGACGCAAUCUGGAACGACGCUCGCACCGUGCUACACUUCACAGUUAUCGUGGCCGGUGAUGGUCCCAUUAACCAGGGCGAUGCAGGCCAAGCGUGGCAGCAGGGGCCAUCUCGGUUAUCGAUUCAAGAGCCCGUUGAUUGCGGUUGGCUCAUCGACUACAUCAUCUAUUACCACAAUUCUAAUCACAUCGCUGUCAUCGACGCUAUGAUAGCACUGAGCCAGUCACCUCACGUCAAGUUUAGUUCAUCCAGGACCCCAGCGCUGGUGGAAGUUAUAGUGUCUUCUCUAGGUUUAGAACAGCUGCCAGCCCUUCGAGAGGCCGCCCUCGGUGUCGCUCAUGCCUGCAGGAAGAUUAUCUUUGCUGACACUUAUAUGCCGGCCCAACUGUUUCCAGAUUUUUCCGCAGCUCUUCAUUCCACUCUUACCUACAGCGACUCACCACGACAACACCUGCUUUGUCUGAAAAUUUUGUAUUCUUGUGCCAAAAGUGAGGCAUGGAGGGCUCACAUGUUCGGGCAUGGAUAUCAUAGCAGCCAUCUCCAUAUCGCCAACACUUUCCCCUACCCUGAUGUUGAUCCUCUGUCAUCCGAACACCUUGCGCUCUACAUCAUUGCGAAUCUGCAAGUCAUGCAAGAAUUAUCUGACCAUCCACUUGACCUCCCGGACGCCAGUUCUUGCCAAAUGCUUGUCCAAAAGGCUUGGCAUUCUCAGGUUGUUCGACAGGCCGGAAGCUUGAAGGAGACCAUCGAGCAUCUUAGUGCCUUUACUAAGGACUGCUUAAAUGAAGGCAUGGUCCUUGGUACGGAGGAUUUGGUUUCUUCCAUCAGGCAGACUCUCGGUCAAUUAAGACUGGGCAGUUCUGACGUUCGAUUGACAAGUGCGGUGAAUGAUCUGAUGCUAUAUAUUACGGAUUCCAAUGGUUGACACUUAGUGUACUAAUCUGAUAUAUUUAUGUAACUCAGGUGUAGUAGUUUCUUUGUA